Blepharisma stoltei is the source of this 2918-nucleotide messenger RNA. Lineage: Eukaryota; Ciliophora; Heterotrichea; Heterotrichida; Blepharismidae. The record is from the annotation of a GenBank genome assembly.
AUGCUUUUCACCUUGGCACGCUAUUAUUUGAAGUAAUUCUAACUCAGACUUUUAGCUGCUUUUUUCUUCCAAGAAGUAGAAACAGUUGGGCGGCACUUGACUCCUUCGACUGGGCCUGUUAUUUUGUGUGGAAACCACUCAAAUCAAUUUGUGGACCCAGUCUUGAUCAUUAGCCAAUGCAAAAGACAACCAUCGUUCCUGAUGGCUGCCAGUGUAAGAUUUAUUUAGUCAAUGAAAAAGAAAGUUGUAGGGUCGCUUGCCAGACUGUUCCAUGUAAUCCCUGUGAAAAGGCCUCAAGAUUAUGUUACAAAAGGGACUGGAACAAUUACUUAUGAUGACGAUCUUAAAAGAAUCAUAGGAACUGGGACCAAAUUUGUGACUGAAGUGCACCCAGGGGACGCCCUUAAGUGUGAAAAAGUCAUGAUCACUGUAAAAUCUGUUGAAAACGACACUGUUGUUGUCCCUAUGGGUCCAGCUAUAGGGAUUAAAGACAUGCAGUUUAAGAUCAUGCCUAAAAUAGACCAGCAUGAUAUAUAUGAAGCUGUGCAGACUGAGCUCAGAAAAGGAGGGUGCAUUGGGAUAUUCCCAGAAGGAGGCUCCCAUGACAGGCCAAAUUUAUUGCCACUAAAGGCUGGAGUAUGUUUAAUGGCAUUAGGAGCCAUGUCAAGGUAUAAUAUCACAGUCACAAUUCAAUGUGUUGGCUUGAAUUAUAUCUUAUUAAUUUAUUAAUAGAUAUAGGAAUUGCCCGAGGAUGGCGCUAUCUUGCGCCAUCCUCGGGCAAUCCAAAAAAUGGCCCCACACCGGGAAUCGAACCCACGUGUGGGGCCAUUUUUGGUGCGUGUAAAUCGAUGUUGGCCACACACCAAAAAUGGCCCCAAACGUGGGUUCGAUUCCCGGUGUGGGGCAAUGGCUUAAUUUUUACGAAAUAUCCGAGGAUCUUCAUACAAAAGAUUCAACCAUUUGCGACUGUUUCUUCCAUCAGGGAAGGCAGAGUCUCCUCCUUGUCUUUCGGCUUCAGUAUUCAGUGGGCAGCCUUCGGAAUUGUGCAGCCUUGCUUGAGGCUGAAGAGUAGGGAACAAGAGUUGUCCAUACAAAAAUUCUAAAAAAUGGAAUUUCUGGUCAACUCUCGGCAAAAAGGGAAAGCACGUAGCUCAGGGUGUAACUCCUGAAUUCACGCUGAUGAAGUGCAUGAUUGGUCUAGUCAAUGCUGGUGACCCCUUUCCAACUCUGUGUCACCCUUCCCUUGAUCCUUGAAAGCGGACUUGGGCUAGGCUCUGAUAUAUAAAGAAUUGCUAACCUAGUAUUGCUGUCCAUUUCUGGGAUGGGCCAAAGCUAACCGGAUAUAGUUAAUUAUGUGUUUGAAAGAAGUCGGCGUAUCCAACUGUGAAGCGCUGAGACUCCAUAUUUAAUUACAUGUCUUGGAUUAUUAUCAAGGGCACAGAUUCAGAUCUAAAGCAGUCGUCAAUUUUGGAGUUCCUUAUGCGAUUCCUAGAGAGCUUGCAUCGCUCUAUUUGCGAGAUCGCAAAAGGGCUGUAGAAAUCUUACUAAAACAAAUUGAAAAUGUAAAAGAUAUUUAGAGACUUGGAGAAGUUUGGGUCACAGCGCCGACUUAUGAUGAGCUUUCUCAUGUAUUUAUGGCAAGAAGAGUUUACAAGCCUGACCAUCUUAGAGAAAACCCAGCUUUAGAUAUGGAAAUGAAUAUAAAAUUUGCAAAAGGAUAUAAAGAGCUAAAAGAAAAGUACUCAGAUUUGCCUGACUUUAAGAAUCUAGUGCAAAUUGUUGAAGCUUAUUCAAAUAAUUUGAAGAAAAUUGGGCUGCAAGAUUACCAGUUAAGGCUGUCGAAUUUCUCUAAAGUAAAGAGAGAUUAGAUUAGAGGGAUCGCUAAGGAUUACAGCCCCUGCUCUUACACGGAUUAGCUUCGCGCUCCAAUAACGUUAAGCACUAAUCCCAGCUUACGCAAUUUUCUGUCGACGUCAUCAAAAAUGGUGACGUCGACAUCUUUCGGGGAAGAUUCACCUGAGCCUGCUUAGACCAAAAAUUGCAGGAAAGGACUCUCUUCGCUCCUAGUAGUGCCAGAGUACAAGAGAAUCGUCCAAAUCUCCUUCUGGAACUAUCAUUUACAGGCAGCAUAAUGCUCCUCAAGAAGUGCCCUAUUGGUGUUGCAUCGUCGGACUUCUCGUCUGAGGGUCGUGGAAUAGUCCCAUUUAGCCAAGCCCGCUUCCCACCCCUCAAUUCUUACGAUUUUGUCGCUCCUACAGCAGAGGUUCCACCAUCUGCCAUGAUGGUGGGAAUUUUCUAAAGUAAAGAUGAUUGCUUAUACUUUGAUAACCUUGAUAAGGAUUUUGGGUGGACUAACAAUUUCUCUUCCUGGGUGGGUAAUUGCAGGACUUAUGGGUGCAAUUUUGAACUAUAUUGCAGAAAAAGAAAGAAAAAAAGCUUUGAUGUCUUCUUCAGUCAAGUUAAAUGCAAGUGAUACAGUUGCGUCAACGAAAAUAGUAUAUGGGAUGGUUCUCAUGUUUCUUUUCACACUUUUCCUUCAGAUUGUUGCUUUUAUUUACACCUAUUGUAAAAUUUAUGUAGAUUUAUAUGGAUCAUUUUGGACUUCUCUAGAGUAUCUCGCUAUUACUGGCGUUGCAUGGCCAAUUUAUAUGUACCUAGCUAUUAUACUUUCAGAUAGAGCUUUUAGCAGCUUUGGGAGGCUUUAUUCAAGGGCUCUCAGUAUUUGUAGUCCGAGGGAAAUUGAGAAUCUUAAGAGUCAAAGAGCUCAGCUAAAAGAGCAUGUGGUUAAGCUAGUAAAUGAGCAUGGUCCUAAGAUAUUCCCAGGAUUGCAGCCAGGGGAUUUGUUUAAGGAGAAGGCCAAUGAUCUGGAUGAUAUGCUGAAUGGAGCUUUUAAUUUAUUGAAUGAAAUUGGACUCUAA